AUGGCCCAAACAUUCAAAAUUCUCGUCCUACCCGGCGAUGGUAUUGGGCCAGAAGUGAUGGCUGAAGCCGUCAAAGUCCUGAAAGCCUUCGAAACCUCGGAACGCAAAUUCGAGCUUCGCCAGGAGCUGAUUGGAGGAUGCAGCAUUGAUGCAACUGGCAAGACAGUCACGGACGAAGUGAAGCAGGCAGCACUGGACUCAGACGCCGUGCUUUUCGCCGCAGUUGGAGGGCCGAAAUGGGACAAUCAACGACGUGGUCUUGAUGGUCCUGAGGGAGGACUUCUUCAACUACGCAAAGCCAUGGAUAUCUAUGCCAAUCUGCGCCCCUGCUCGUCGACCUCACCCAGUGUUUCCAUCGCCAAGGAAUUCAGCCCGUUCCGACAGGAUGUCAUCGAGGGGGUUGAUUUUGUUGUCGUGCGCGAGAACUGCGGAGGAGCAUACUUCGGCCGGAAGGUUGAGGAAGAGACCUAUGCGAUGGACGAAUGGGGCUACUCUGAAGCUGAGAUCCAACGUGUGACCCGCCUAUCCGCCGAGGUGGCACUGCGCCACGACCCCCCUUGGACUGUGAUCUCACUGGACAAGGCGAAUGUCCUAGCGUCAUCGCGACUAUGGCGCCGAGUUGUCGACAAGACGAUGGCAACCGAAUAUCCUCAAGUCAAGCUUGUACACCAGCUUGCCGACUCGGCAUCUUUGAUUCUGGCAACGAACCCGCGCUCACUGAACGGUGUUAUUCUGGCAGAUAACACCUUCGGUGAUAUGAUUUCCGAUCAAGCUGGCUCGAUUUGUGGCACUUUGGGUGUACUACCGAGUGCCAGUCUCAACGGGCUGCCUGGGGACAAGACCCUCAAAACACGUCCAUAUGGACUAUACGAGCCAACUCAUGGCUCUGCUCCAACAAUUGCCGGACAGAACAUUGCAAACCCCGUCGCUAUGAUUCUUUGCGUUGCUCUGAUGUUCCGGUAUUCUCUUAAUAUGGAAGCCGAGGCGCAGCGUGUUGAGGACGCGGUGCGAAAGGUUCUGGACUCUGGCUCCAGGACCCCUGAUUUGGGAGGCAAAGCUGGGACCAUUGAGGUGGGAGAUGCUAUCAUCUCUGCGCUGUAG
Messenger RNA from Penicillium olsonii, 1101 nucleotides. The record is from the annotation of a GenBank genome assembly. NCBI's taxonomy places the organism in Eukaryota, Fungi, Ascomycota, Eurotiomycetes, Eurotiales, Aspergillaceae.